GGGUGGGUGGGUGGAUGGAUGGAUUCCCGAUUUUAUAAAUUGGUCUGUGAUGUAUGAAUGAAUGCAUUUCAUCAAGUGUACUUAAUUCACCGCGCCCGCCCGUCCUCAAUCUCUUCUCUCUUUCUCUUGUGAGUCUGGGAAUAUAUAUGGGAUUUGUUUCUUCUUCCCAUAUUUGGUAUUUCUUCUCAUCUUUAACCAAAAAGGAAGGCUCUCUGUCUGCCUGUCCCUCCAGUUAAUUGCUUUCUAGCCUCCCCUCCCCUCCCACCCCACCUCUCCUUUUUUAGCAACACUAUAUAUACAUACAUAUAUUCCCAAUAGCAAUAGCAAGUUCUUGUGCUGCUUCUUAAUUUAAGCUCAUAUUUUGGCAAAUUUCUUUCCAGCAUACAUACACAGACACAGUCAGGUAGGUAAUUCUGGAAACUCAUCACUACUAAUUGAAUCAUACACCGACACCGACACAGAGACAGACACCAGCAACUUCAUAUGUAUGCUUCGUGUGUGUGUUAUGGUGUGAUCUGGCCUGGGUGUUUGAGGCAAUUUACACGUGUUUGUUUGCUGGUUGGUGUAGUGCAACUGUAUUAAUUAAUUAAUUAAUUAAUAUUUGCAUCGAGAGAGAGAGAGGGAGAAUUAGCAUAGCAAGGCAAGGCCAGGGAAAGCAGUAAGUAAGUAAUAAUGGUGAGAGGGAAGACAGAGAUGAGGCUGAUAGAGAACGCGACAAGCAGGCAAGUGACCUUCUCCAAGAGGAGAAAUGGUCUCCUCAAAAAGGCUUUCGAGCUUUCUGUCCUCUGCGAUGCCGAGGUUGCUCUCAUCAUCUUUUCUCCCACAGGCAAGCUCUAUGAAUUCGCCAGUUCCAGCAUGCAAUCUACUAUCGAACGAUACGAAAAACAUAUGACAGAGAUUCGAGCUCACGACCCCCCAGAGGAACACAACAUGCAGAAAUUGAAGCAGGAAACUGCAAGUUUGAUGAAAAAGAUCGAGCAUCUCGAAGCAUCAAAAAGGAGGCUCCUCGGCGAAGGCUUGGGAGGCUGCAGCAUCGAAGAACUGCAGCAACUCGAAGAGAAGUUAGAGCGCAGCGUUGUUACCAUACGCGCAAGAAAAAUGCAAGUGUACAAGCAACAGAUCCAGCACUUGAAAGAAAAGGGACAAGCUCUAUCUGCUGAGAAUGCCAUGCUUUGCAAGAAGUUUGGAGAAACAGAACGAGGGGGAUCGAGCGAAGCAGAGAGACAAGUCGCGGCGUCUGCAGAGAUCAGCGAGGUUUCAGAUGUGGAGACAGAGCUGUUCAUUGGACUACCGGAGACACGGAACAAGCGAGUGCGCCACCCAGAAAUCAUCUAAUCUAAUCUGAUCUAAUCUAUCCAUGUCAAGUAGUACAUAACAAUCCUUAUUAUUUAUUUCUAAGUUAUGCUAAUGCCAUGUAGUAGUCAUUACAUCUCAAGUUCUUCUCGCCCGGAAUUAGCAAACUAAUGGCAACAACGUUUAUAUAUUUUUGCCUGGAAUCAAUCCAGUUGUUUUUUGCAACUUACAAACAGCACCAGCAGUCAAUGUAAGUUAAUGGCUGCUGAUCUGGGGAUUCUACUCUUGCUGCUAUUUUUUGUUUUUGUAUUGACAUAUAAUUAAAGCUUGAGAUUGAAUUCUUC
Andrographis paniculata is the source of this 1637-nucleotide messenger RNA. Its product is annotated as MADS-box protein SOC1-like. The record is from RefSeq and is a predicted model, not a curated record. Gene Ontology annotation, cellular component: nucleus. Gene Ontology annotation, molecular function: DNA-binding transcription factor activity, RNA polymerase II-specific; RNA polymerase II cis-regulatory region sequence-specific DNA binding; protein dimerization activity. Bases 673 to 1335 code for a protein of 220 amino acids. The transcript is spliced from 7 exons. Lineage: Eukaryota; Viridiplantae; Streptophyta; Magnoliopsida; Lamiales; Acanthaceae. Gene Ontology annotation, biological process: positive regulation of transcription by RNA polymerase II.